AUGCAUUUCCAGACGCUCCCUCAAGAGGUGGUGGCCAAGAUCAUCGAUAUUGUGCGCCUAAUAGAGCCUCACAAGGUCGAUUUCUUGAACCAGCGCCUUGUCUGCCGGCGCUUUGAUGAUCAGAUCUCCCGUCUCGUCCUGAAACACGUCGAGCCACUGACUCUAGACAUCGGCCGCAGGCACAACUGGCGACCGGGCAUCGAAUGGAUGCUCAUCACCAAAGCCAGGAUCCAUGUCAGAGACUUCGUGGGGCCCUUCGCAUUCCUCCACGAUGCCGCGGCCUAUCUGGCGGCGAAGAACUUGAUCCCCAGCCUCACACACGACGAUGCCCUCGUCGCCGCCUGCCGCGCCGUUGUCUCUGCCCACGAGCCCAGCUGGGUCGUCAACCAUCUGGUGACCUGGGAGCUUAGCAGUACUCUGCCAAAGGUCGUCUGGCCGCUGGCAAGCUACACUUCUAAACGAUUCAAUCCAGCAUGGAGGCCUGUUUCUGAGGCUGAUACUAACAUUCAUCUCGGUACGCUCCAGGUGCUGCUCGCCCAUGGGAAUGCCUUGGCCAUCGAGCACUUCAUCAGGAGCUGUGGCUUGACCAAGAGGGAUCUGGAGGAUGUCCACCUUGCUUUCGGCUCUGUCCUCUCUGCCGCUAUUGUGUUUUCACGAGACAUUGCAAUCUUCACGCUCAUAGAAGAGUAUGGGAUUGACACGACCGUCUUGACGGUUGAUGGCAAGGUCAAGAAUGGCUUGCUGUACGCUUGCGAGAUGAACCGGCCAACGGCAGCCUACAUGCUCCUGAAAGCCCCGCGCGAUGUGCAGGUCAACUUCCAAGAUGCGCUCGGGCACUCCGCCCUGAACUGGGCUGCCCGGAGAGGAUGGGUAGAGGUCGCCGAAGCACUCCUCGCGAGGGACGACAUCGACCUGAAUAUCGCAACGAAGUGGGGAGAAACCCCGUUGGGCGCAGCAGCAAGGCAGGACCACGAGCAUAUCGUGCGGCUCCUCCUGGACAAAACAGGCGGCAAGCCUCCGAUGGUGUACUCGAGGUACUCCCCCAUGUGGCUUGCUUUUGAAUGCGGCUCAACCAACGUGGUCCGCCUGUUCCUGGAACGACUUGGGACCGACUUUGAGGUCAAUCAAGUCAUGCGCAAAGGAUUCACACCUCUCACCUUGGCAGCGAGCAAGGGCCAUACGUCCAUCGUUCGCAUGCUUCUCGCCUUUCCCAACAUCGACCCCGACAAGCCGAUAGACAAACAAACCCUCACGCCCCUUCUGCUGGCUUGUGCAAACGGUCAUGCAGAGAUCGCCCGCAUGUUGCUCGACCGUGGGGCAGAUGUUACUCGCAAGGCUUUUGGGAGGCUGCCCUUCCAGAUGGCGAUGGAGCACGGACAUCCCGACGUAUUCGCGCUCCUGAUUAACGAUACGAUUGAAUCAAACGACGAGGCCCGGACGGCUCUACUCUGGCUUGCUGUGGAAAUGCGGCAUGAGAUAGGGAUUAUUGAGAGGCUUCUUGCUUCUCCUCAAUUUCGCCGGAAUCGCGGCGAUCAACUGGGGAGAGUUUUGGUUCACUCGGUAGCACAUGGCCUCGUCGAUAUCGUACGGGAGUUGCUGUCCCAUGCAGAAGUUGAUCCCAACUUCACCAGAGGCUUCCCGUCUGACAAGACACCGUUACUUAGGGCGAUAUACUGCCCAGCCGCGACAGACCUCAUCCCGCUUCUGCUGGCCCGAGAAGACGUGGAUGUCAACAAAGUGACAAGUGGAGGAACUGCCUUGGCAUCAGCAGCUGUUCGGAACGCAUUACCCGCCAUAGCCGCUUUGCUGAAGUAUCCAGGCAUUGAUGUCAACUUCUGCCCGACACAAUCAAAGGGCGCCAACAGACACCUCCGUCUGAACCAGCCUCGGAACUUCUGCCCUUCAAGGAAACCACCUUUCAAAUCUUACUUGAAAGACAACAUCUAUCGGCAGGAACCCCCCCUCCUGGUUGCAGCCACAGAGAACAAUAUUGAGGCAGUGAUCCUGCUCUGCGAGGACCCUAGGGUUGACCUGGGCAUCAAGGACAGUUUCGGCAGAACUGCACUCUGGUGGGCGGUUCGACAUGCUAGCCGCAGAAUGGCCGUUCUCAUUCUGCGAUCUCCACGGAUGACGGAGGAAAUCAUCAAUGCCCAGGAUGAAGAUGGCUGGACCGCGCUGCAUGUCGCCGCAAACUAUGGCCUUCACAGAAUUGUCGAGAAGCUGCUCGAGCGGCCGGAUAUUGACCCCAACCUGCGUGUUUCAAAUGGCUGGACGGCCUUGCAUAUGAGCGCGGGAAACUGCAACAAGAACGUUACGCGAAUGUUACUUGGCCACCCCAAGAUCGACCCAACCAUCAAACUGGAUGAUGGUUUAACGCCGUUUGGUCUUCACGAGGGAUGUGAAUGUGGUCUUCAAUCAAUGGACCCAGAAGGAGUGAAGGAAAAUGGUUUGGAACAAGAAUUAUCGAGUAACGAAGGUCGAGCU
This is a messenger RNA of Clonostachys rhizophaga, 2484 nucleotides long. The record is from the annotation of a GenBank genome assembly. Lineage: Eukaryota; Fungi; Ascomycota; Sordariomycetes; Hypocreales; Bionectriaceae.